Octopus sinensis (East Asian common octopus) is the source of this 1645-nucleotide messenger RNA. RefSeq lists its product as uncharacterized. The coding region runs from base 417 to 1277 and encodes 286 amino acids. The transcript has 15 exons. NCBI's taxonomy places the organism in Eukaryota, Metazoa, Mollusca, Cephalopoda, Octopoda, Octopodidae. The record is from RefSeq and is a predicted model, not a curated record.
AAUUUUCUGUAUCGUCCAGAAACAUGCCUGGGAAAUGUUCACACGGUAGUAAACAAAGGUUGAAAAUGAAGGACAACGCUCUCAACACCUCUUAUAAAGUUUUUUUUAAGUCCUCUAAAUUUGAUAUUAUUUUGCAAUCUUACAAAUAUUCACUCUGUAAUAAUAUAUUUUAUGCGGAAAGACUCUAUUUUUACAACAUUCCAUGAACUAACAUAUCUAUUGCAUCAUAUUUGCUUUUCCUAUUACUCAGUAAAAUUUUACUUUCGGUUUGCAUUUACCUUCCCGCUUUAGUUUCGUUCAUUUUACAUUGAGGAAGCUUUCUCCUUAAACAUUAUAUUCACGGUCAUAUUGCGCUUUCACCAAAUCGUUUUUAUGAAAUCAAUGCAAUUGUAAACGUCCAAUUUCUCCAGAGCAAAAUGAGAGGGUACAUCAUAUGCUUCCUGAUCUUCCUUGACCUUCCUUACACGUCUUCUGCUGAAAAAAGUUAUACGGAAUCACAGCUCAUGAAAUACAGGUCAAGGGACCAUGCUUGGGAAAACUUCUUUAUGAGCUGGGAAACGUGCUCGCACAUUGACGACUUCAAGAAAAAAUUAGCCUAUAGUCAUAUGAUAAUUAUGGACGCUAUGGAUAAAGUUUGGGAUGAACCAUAUAUAAAACGCCUGCUACUGUUUCCGAUUUACCACUUCAAACAAUAUGAAACAAACACAUUUAAAAAGGCUAUGGGUUGUUUUCAGAAUACCUUUGCAGAUCCUUUUACUCUUGCCAUUGCCAAAGAAUCCAAAAGGCGAAAACGAUCAGUCAGGAGCAAACGCAACAUAGCUUCUCUUGGCAAAGCCGCACUGAAUCUACAAAGCGGCUCAUUUUCUGGUUUCUUACUAAAUACCGUAUCUGAAGGCCUCUUAGGCAUCCUGGGAAUAGGAGACAAUGCAGGCAGUAGCAGCAACGCAACUCAAUCGCAAGAUGUCAAUGAGUGGAGGGAUAUGGAGGUCACAAAUGAUGAUAUUACUGUUCUUCUCCUUGAAGAUCUGCGUUUUUUGAGAUCUUUCAAGUUUGUGAUUCACGACUUUGAAAAAUAUGUGCUGAAUUGUUUGGACAAAGAUAGGAAAAUGACCAUUGCCGAGCACAAGUUCUGUAACAUCAAAUCCAAGAGCUUAGACAAGCGUGAUCAUGAAAGCAAUCCGGGUCCUGAAAGUGGUGCGAUAGCGAAAAUAUCCCGCACGUUCUCAUUUACAGCACUUGUUAUCUACACUCUGUUUCUUGUAUGCACAUUUUAUUAAAAUAAUGAAAUUAUGAAAUUCUAAACUUGAUUUAUGUAAUGUUUUUAAAAUAAAAUUCCUCUUUUCUCUCUAUAUUAAAUCGCUAUAUAUCAAAUCAAAUAUAAACAUUUGAUUUGAUAUAUAAAUUAGGUAACUUUAAGCUAACAUCACCCUUACAGCGAAUUGUUUACCUUAUUUACAUUUGACGGAUAUUUGUCCUGAUCUUGUUUGUUGUUAACACAACGUUUCGGCUUAUAUACCCUCCAGCCUUCAUCAGGUCUGAGUCUCUACAUAUACACAGGGAAGUUAAAUAAUGUAAAUAUGGUAAAUAAUGUACAUAAUUAAAACGUAAGUUUUAAUUCUUACACUUCAAUAAAAUAUAAUUUUUA